Messenger RNA from Aedes aegypti (yellow fever mosquito), 4875 nucleotides. RefSeq names its product zinc finger protein rotund. Gene Ontology annotation, biological process: regulation of transcription by RNA polymerase II. Bases 1383 to 3188 code for a protein of 601 amino acids. NCBI's taxonomy places the organism in Eukaryota, Metazoa, Arthropoda, Insecta, Diptera, Culicidae. The transcript is spliced from 4 exons. The record is from RefSeq and is a predicted model, not a curated record. Gene Ontology annotation, molecular function: DNA-binding transcription factor activity, RNA polymerase II-specific; RNA polymerase II cis-regulatory region sequence-specific DNA binding.
CUACAAGCAGCACACGCAGCAGAGCGCACAAAACCGAACCGGGGAAGAUUAUAAUGCUAAAAAGUUUGAGGACCAAAAACUUUUUCUAAAACCAGUCGAGUUUUUGCCUUGCGCUGAUUAACACACAUUUUCGGGGCCCCUUGGCGCGUAGAAGCAGCUAUAGCCUAGCGUAGAGCCUUCCUUCUCUGCUUACGACGGUGCGUCGACGGCAAGCAAAAGUGUGUUCGGGGUUUGGAGUUUUUCGCGCCGCGAUCCCUCCAAUCACUCGUGGUGGUUCUAUUUGAAGAGAUUUUUUUGGUGGAGAUUUUUUUUUUGUGAUUCGUGUUUACCGAUCGUCAUCGUCAGUGACAGCAUAAAAAGUGUUCUUAGCAAUUGACUUAGAAGGGGGUGGCAAGUGCAUUGGUUAAUAACAGUUUGGCGCUUAUUGGAAAACGCGCGCGCCUUUCGAAAGACGGUUUUUGCGUCAUGCGAAUGACAUUAUUUUCGGCGGAAGAGUUAUCAAGAGAUUCUAUGCGCUUGGUUGGGUUUUGAAUAACCCGGAAUAGAACACCGACGACCUGCACGAGAACGGAGCUGCGGUGACGAGGAGCGCUUUCCGUCCGUUUCGAAGAGUCGUUCGCCCGCACCCGCGUGUUGCAGCAGAGCUUCGUUUUUUUGGGUUCGUUUUUUGAGUCAUCGGUCUCUGUUGUUAUGCGAAUUAUUUUUUCGCUAUAUACCACAUAAAACAGAGGCGUCCUGCUCUCCACCCCCGCGCAUCAUCGAACGCGUCCGUCCGCCACUUUGGGACCGUUGUCGUAAAAUUCUUCGUACGUGAGAGCUUGCGGCGGCAAAGGUUUUUUUUUUCGUUUUUUUGAAAGCAAUUUUUGCCCCUUUUUCCGCUGUCUAUCGCCGUCGAGAGAAGAGAACCCAAAACAACUGAGAAAAUCCAGACAUCUGAAGGGAAAAACGUGAAAGAAACGUCUGCGUAGUGUGAGUGAUACGAAAAAGUGCUGGAAAAACGAUUUGCAUGGUUUAUCGACCGAAAGGAAAAUAAACAAAAGAAAAAAUAAACUUCAAAGUGAUAAGACCGGAAGUAAACAGUAAACGUGGGUGAUCUAUAUGUGAAGCGCGUACAGUGACGGUGUGGUGUCCUCGAGUAGUUGAAUGUGGUUCGUGAAUACCGAAGUCGUGCCUUACCGUGCAGUUCUGUGACCGUUUGUUGGGUCACGCUACAAUCCGCCAACAUUGAUCUUUUUUCGUCGCAACCCGUCCCCGGAAACGGCUCCAAGAUUCUCUCCCUACAACAUCACCACCACCCCCAUCAUCCCUCGGCCGGCACCCUGGAGGGUCGAACGAUCGAAUAUCGGCCCGGCGGCGGGUUGGACUACCACAACUCGCCGCUGAUGGCCGAAAUCCCGACCGGUGACUACAGUCACAUCCACCGUUCCAUCGACCAGCUGCGGUCGAUGAACGAACGUGGAAUGCUUGGUCAGCUGAAUGCCCUGACGGCCGGCAACUCGACAGACCUGCGAUCGGCCAUCGCCGUCCACGAGUACAAACCGUACAUCAGCGAUUUGCGACAGCAGCAAAAUAUCGAACGAAUCGACUAUGCCGCCGUGGUGCACAAACAGGCCCUGGACGAACAGCACCGGAUAGCCGCCAACAACAACAACAAUUCGGACAACGAUCUACGCCACCAGGAGGAUCAGAAGCCGGUGCUGCAUUACAGUGCGCCUUCGACGCCGCCGACGCCACUGUCCAUCAGCGAGACGCAGAUGCACGAGUCCAAGCGAUAUGGAAUGAAAACAAGCCGCAAUCGAAAGAUCUUCGCCAACAAGGGUGACAUCCAGCUGCACGGCGGCCAGUUGCACAUGCGUGAAACCAAACCCUACAAAUGCGCCCAAUGUACAAAGGCGUUUGCCAACUCGAGCUACCUGUCGCAGCACACCCGGAUACACCUCGGCAUCAAGCCGUACCGGUGCGAGAUUUGCCAACGAAAGUUCACCCAGCUGUCGCACCUGCAGCAGCACAUACGGACCCACACGGGCGACAAACCGUACAAAUGUCGACACCCGGGCUGCCCGAAGGCGUUCUCCCAGCUGUCGAACCUGCAGUCCCACUCGCGGUGCCAUCAGACCGACAAACCGUACAAAUGCAACUCCUGCUACAAGUGUUUCACCGACGAGGCGUCUCUGCUGGAGCACAUACCAAAGCACAAGGACUCGAAGCACCUGAAAACGCACAUCUGCCAGCUCUGCGGUAAGUCGUACACCCAGGAGACCUACCUCGCGAAGCACAUGCAGAAGCACGCCGAGAAGGAGGAGAAACGCCGAAAUCGGGGCAACAACAGCAAUAACAACAACAAUAAUAAUAACAACAACAAUUCGGCGGUGACGGUUGCGACUCCGGGGAUCUCGGCGGUAGAUGCGGCAGCUGGACUAGCAGGCCUAGCUGGAUUAGGCCUGAACCGGAUGGGUGGCAUGGUUGGAAACGCAGCUGCUGCCUCGCUCGUAGGUGUAACGUCCGCUGGUGGGGAUCAUCCCUACUGGCCCAAGGUCAGCCCUGAUUCGGCAGCAUCUCUAGCGGAAGCCAUGCAGCAGCAACAACAGCAACAGUACGACUUCGCAAUCCAACAACAGCAACAGCAGCAACAACAGCACGGCGGUAGCAAUCAAGGAGCUGGAGGCGGCGGUAGCAAUCCCGGGAAUGAUCACCAUCGUAACUUGAACGGCAACUCGGGCAGCACAGACGACGUCGGCGAAGACCUGGUCGUAAUCCGGCAGAAUCCUCAACAGCAGCAGCAACAUGUGAACAAUCAAACCCCAACCUCAUCGGCAGCGAACGUGGUCGUGACGAGCGGAUCGUACGACGCGUCGAGUGUUACCAAAACCACUACCAACUCGGCGUUCACGCCGAUCAACGUUAUGCCUCCGCACCUGAACUCGCUGGCAGCGGCCCAUCACCAUCAGCAGCUGGCGGCAACGCAGAGGCCACCCUACCUGUACGACGCCAUCAGCUUCCAGAACCAAAAAACGAUCCAGCAGACGGCCGGAAACGGCGGCGGUGGCGGAGGAGCCGGCGGAAACAGUUUUCCCAAUCAGUUGAUUUCGCUGCACCAGAUCCGGAACUACGCCCAUCAGCCGACGAGCGGGUUGAUAUCGGGGGAGCAUUUGCUGAUGGGCGGCGUCGGGAAGACGGAGAAGCAGUAGAUGGGUGGGACCCGGGGGGAAGCGUAAAUGUGGUUGAUGGAUGGUAGGGGGGAUUGAGAAGGGGGUUAUGUUUUGCGGGGUAGAGUGGGAUUGACGGAAAUACGGUGGAGAAACGAUACCUCGGUUUGAGCUUUGUCGGCUUUGUGACGUUCCGUAGAUGAUGAUCGUUGUAGAGGCGGGGAUUGAUGGGGAAGUCGAAUCAAUGUACAAAUCCUUUUUAAAUGGCACAAGUAUUGAUUUUUACGAUCAUUCUGUACGGAAUGGCAUAGUAUGGUGUUGGUCAGUUGACAGUGAUAAGUAGAACAUUCGGUACGUACAAUUCAAGUUAUGAUAGUUUUUUUUUUAUUGAAAUUCUUACUAGAAUGUAAGGAAUCGCAAAAGAAUUCAAUACAAAUGUCUUACUUGUCGAUUUUGCUUUUCAAUUUACAUGGUGCUGAAAUCUAGAGGGCAGAAUCCUCCAAAAGCACUUAUGCGAGAUUAUUUCGCAGGUUCUUCAGGAAUUUGUAUAUAGAUUCCUCGCGGUAAACCUUCCUUCAGAAAUUAUUCUAGUAAUUUCUUCAGAGUUAGUAUUUUGGAGUUCGUUUAAGGACUCUUCUACUUUAAGCAAUUCUUUUUUAGAUUUCCCCUCCAAUUUUUAAGGAUCUUAUCCAGAAGUUCCACCAGCAGUUCUUUGAGGGACACUUAGAACAAUUUCUUUGAAAAUUGCUCCAGUAAAUCAAACGCUACUACUUCCAGGAUUUUCCACAGAAUUUUUUUUUCCUAGGGCCUGUUCCAGGUUUGAAUCCCAACGAUUUCUCCAGAUGUUACCCUAGCAGGUUUUCUCAAGAUUCCUACAAUAGUUCCCAAGCAACCAAAACUUCAGUUAAAAGGGCAUCUUUUGACUUGAGCAGCACUCUUUUUAAAUAGUUGACUGAACUUUUGUUCACAUCAAGUUCAUCUAAGUUGCCCAAAUAGAAUGAUGUUUUCCAUAAAGUAGAAGCAAGUUUCGACUCGAACUUAUUCUGAACCUUUUAGUUGUUGAUAAGUGCAUGAGUUACUUUUUCGAGAAUCAAGUUCUGUUAGUAUCCUUUAUGAUCUCUCAUUCAGCAAUAUAGUUUCAUUGGAACACAAAACCUACUAAAAGUGAACUUUUGAGUUCACUGCUUAAGUAAAAUCUAAACUUUUGGUUGCUUUUUUUUCAUUUGUUUUCUUGUUUUAGUUCUCACAAAAUAGCCUCAAAGGAUUCAGAAGUUGCUACGUUGAUUUUUUUUUUAAUUAUUCUUCCAGUCAUUCUUCGAGGUUUGACACUAGCAAGACUUCCUCAAAUGUUCAGGCGUUCUAUCAAUCAUCCUUGUAACAGUUCAUCGGACAUUUCCACAGAAGUUCCAUCAGACAUUAUUUAAGGAUUGGUCUAAGUAAUACCUCAUGAAUUUUCUCAGAAAUAUCUCUAAUGAUUUCCAAAUUCAGAAAUUCACUUCAACUGCAUUACAUUGUUUAAGUGUUCUUUAUACUGUAUUACACCACCUUCAGGUUCAAUCGAUGUUAGACGAUUCUGAUAUUGUUUAUAGAAUCAGACAAGCUGAUGUUUUUUUCACAGAAUUCCGGUUAUUAGUUUCAGCACAGAUGAUAGUAAUCAUUUGAACAUAAAACUGUUUCCUAUUAUAUGCAAUAUUUUGAGGUAUUGUCUCAUUAUUUUGCCAUAUUUUUA